This is a messenger RNA of Prunus armeniaca (apricot), 1239 nucleotides long. The record is from the annotation of a GenBank genome assembly. Lineage: Eukaryota; Viridiplantae; Streptophyta; Magnoliopsida; Rosales; Rosaceae.
AUGACAGAAACAAACACUCAAGAUUCUUCACAAAUGGCUGACAAAGCAUCACUAUCAGACUCCCAGGUGGUCAUAUGGAAAAAGAUCAAGAACAACAUGCUCACAUUUGACAACACAUUGCAAACGGUAAAAGACAAGCUUGCAGCAAGAAAGGAUGUCCUCAAGAUCCUACAAAAACGCCAUUCUGGAGCAUCAUCAAGGCUUACAUGGAAGGUUGUUAAUCCUAGAGCUCUUCAUCACAAAUCUCUUUUGCAACUCUGGGGCGACAAUGGCUUGGACCUUUUUGACUAUGAUCGACACAUUAGAAGCUAUGAACAGCUACAACUGGGCACAAGGAGUCUUAGAUUACAUGCAUUAUGGACUGGACCAAGCCAUAAAAAUAAAAAGGACAAGACAAAUCAACCAAGCGUCAGUGGUUGCCUUGUGCUAAUCCUGAUAAAAGCUGCUGACAAUGAAAAAGAAGAAGCAACAAAGACUGAUCAUGCAGACCAUGAAGAACAAGAAGAAAAUGAAGAGGAUGAUGACUUUGUUAUCACACUUAAAGAUUGGUUAAAGAGUCAAACACAAAAAGGAAAAAGCCAGACUGUUAUUACCCAGAAACAGAACUUCAGCUUCCAUGAAAAUGUGGACCAAAGUGCAACCCAGACAAAAACUCCACAACAGAAGCAAAAUGAAGACAAUGCACAAUCAUUGGGAUGCAAAGCAGAUGAUGAAAUUGAAGAACCACCAGCACAAUCAUUGGAAUGCGAAGCAGAUGAUGAAAUUGAAGAACAAGCAGUUGACCUUAGUGCAGACUCAGUGACGGAGGAGGACACUGUUAAUGUCCAGCAACAGAACCCAGAACUUGACAGCCAAGAAGAAGACUUCGACUCCAUUUUUGUGGACAUAGUGGGGUCAAUCCCAGAGUACUACAAGCAUGAAAUAGCCCCUACCCAUGAGAAAAUCCAACAGCUGAAAGAAGCAGUCGACUAUUGGAUUGAAAAGGCAGAUACUCGAAGGGAUAUGAUGCAGACUGCUAUAGAAUCCUGCAUAAAGAAAAAUUCAUUCAUUCAACAAAUAUGGACUGAAAAAGAAGAGUUGGAGCAACAAAUUGAAAUACUGAAAAAGCAGCUUGAGCAAGAGAAAAAGAAGGUGCAAAAUUACAAGGGGAACUUCAUGCACUCAAAUCAAAUAGGAGACAGCUACAGGAACAACAUGAACUACUUGAAGGGGAAAAGUUGUCCUGCAUUGAGAGCAUGA